AUGACCACUCUGUGUGGGAGUUCGGUAGAAAGAGUCUUAAAGAUCUGUGAUGAAGUCUCAAAAGAUGUCGGUAUGGAAACAACGCCUUUCGUCGUCGAUUGGUACAACGACUUUCGAAUAGAAGUUGCUCCGGAAUUACCACAACUAAUUGAAGUUUCCGGAAGGAAUCGUUUGGGCGUGAUUUGCAUUUCUAACAAAAAUUUCUUUCGAGGUGCUGUUCUUGAGGCUUAUAGUAAACGUGUUAACGACGGUGAAAACGUAGAGGAAAAGUUCGAUUUCGUUUCGGAGGGCAGCGAUUUCAUCGGGAGAAAACUGAAACCAUUGUUGGUUGAAGAGCUGUCGUGUGAGGAUCACAUCGUUAAGGUCAUGAAUGUGGACAAGCCGCCUUUUUUACACGUACAAUCACUUGGUCAAGUUGCCGGUCUCGAUAUGCAUUUAUCCCCGGAGUUUUUACAAGAAGGGCCUGAGAAAAUCGAAUGGGAAGUUGAAGUGCGAGAGGCCAUGCAUGAUGUGCGCGAUAAGGAUCUCUGGGGGUCCGCGUAUGAUAAA
Perkinsus marinus ATCC 50983 is the source of this 549-nucleotide messenger RNA. RefSeq lists its product as hypothetical. NCBI's taxonomy places the organism in Eukaryota, Perkinsozoa, Perkinsida, Perkinsidae. The annotation marks the transcript as partial. The record is from RefSeq and is a predicted model, not a curated record. The transcript has 5 exons.